ACACAUAUUGACAAGACCUUUUACAGUUGCAGGUAGCAUGCCGAUUAGUUGGAACAAAAUGUAAACACAAGUGCAUUGAGAAAGAAUAAACUCUAUAGAAAGCAUUAUCGUGCAUGGUCGGUACUUCUGUUAGUUCCAUUUUACGGAACUUGCCUUGUGCUUCCUCGAAGUAGACCUAGGUCGUUCUCAGAAUGUGCGCGCUUUCUGUAUAGCCUGGUGUUUUGGGAGACAAGGUCACACGCGCUGGUCCAGGGAACCGCUCACGACCGAGGAUCAAGAGCACCGUGCGAACGCGUCACCUGAAAAUGCCUAUUGACAAGAGCAAUGUCUUCGAAUUGCUCUAGGGUCAACAUUGGACUUGAUUUAUAUUCGUUUGAAAUUAGAUCAAGGAUCAACAUGAAGUUCAACGGGUAUCUGAAGCUUAGAAUUGGUGAGGCGUUGGACCUCAAACCAACUACUUUUUCCCUUCGCCACUCUGUAAUGUUCAACAAAACGGUUCCCACUCUGGACCCUUACAUUGUGAUAAAGGUGGACGAGUACAAAAUUGGACAAACACAUACAAAGCAGAAAACCAACAUGCCAACUUACAACGAGGAAUUUUGCCUCAAUGUCAACGACGGCAAGCAUAUAGAGUUGGGUGUAUUUCAUGAUGCACCCAUAGGGUAUGACGACUUUGUUGCCAACUGCAUCAUUCAAUUUGAGGACCUGAUCAAAACCUCGAACACAGAAGAUACUUUUGAAGGAUGGGUGGACCUGGAGCCAGAGGGCAAGGUGUACAUACUCAUAGUACUCAAUGGCUCCUUCAUUGAUGAUGACGCCACAGGGAAUGCGAAGGUGUUUAAGCAGUUCAACAGGAAGAGGCAGGGGGCCGUGAAACGCAAAAUUCACCAGGUCAACGGACACAAGUUCAUGUCCACCUUUCUACGGCAGCCUACCUUCUGCUUCCACUGCAAAGAGUUCAUCUGGGGUGUAUUUGGGAAGCAGGGCUACCAAUGCCAAGUAUGCACUUGUGUGGUUCACAAGCGAUGUCAUCAGUUGGUUGUCACGGUGUGUCCACGCAUGAAGAAGCCUGUCAAGGAGCCGACCACCAACCAAGGCUUCAGUAUCAACGUCCCCCAUAAGUUUAACAUCCACAACUUUAAGGCUCCCACCUUCUGUGACCACUGUGGUUCUCUACUGUGGGGCCUUGUCAGACAGGGUCUACACUGCAAGAUCUGUAAGAUGAAUGUACACAUCCGCUGUAAGGGCAACGUAGCACCCAGCUGUGGGGUCAACAGUGUGGAGCUGGCCAACAGGCUGGCAGAGAUGGGCCUGCAGGCCGGGGGGCUCUCCAAACGCAACUCACUGUCCUCUGGAGGGCAGGGCCAGGAGCGGGCCCUCAGUGUGAGGAGGGAGAGUGGAAACCCUCAGCAGCAGACCAGACUGCUGGGUAUCUCUGACUUCACCUUCCUUCAGGUGUUGGGCAAGGGCAGCUUCGGCAAGGUGAUGCUGGCUCGGUUGAACAGCAGUGAGCGGGUGUUUGCAGUUAAGGUGCUGAAGAAGGACAUAAUUCUGCAGGAUGAUGAUGUUGAGUGCACUAUGACAGAGAAGAGAGUGCUGUCUCUGGCUGGCUGCCACCCCUACCUCACUCAGCUCUACUGCUGCUUUCAGACACCGGACCGCCUGUUCUUUGUGAUGGAGUUUGUCAACGGGGGCGACCUCAUGUUCCACAUCCAGAAGUCCAGGAAGUUUGAGGAGGGCCGUGCUCGCUUCUACACCGCCGAGAUCACCUCUGCACUCAUGUUCCUGCACAGCAAGGGCAUCAUCUACAGGGAUCUUAAAUUGGACAAUGUGCUCCUUGAUAAGGAUGGACACUGUAAGCUGGCUGAUUUCGGCAUGUGCAAGGAGGGCAUGUUUGAAGGUGUGGCCACGGGCACCUUCUGUGGGACUCCUGACUACAUCGCCCCAGAGAUCCUUCAGGAGAUGCUGUAUGGGCCGUCUGUGGACUGGUGGGCUCUCGGGGUGCUGCUCUACGAGAUGCUGUCUGGCCACGCCCCAUUCGAGGCGGAGAACGAGGACGACCUGUUUGAGUCCAUCCUGAAUGAGGAGAUUAUCUAUGCAUCCUGGCUGAGUGCUGAUGCAGUCAAUCUCCUGAAAGCUUUCCUGACUAAGAACCCAGCCCGGCGUCUAGGCUGCAUGGCGGAAGAGGGUGGGGAGAAUGCUGUGACUAGCCAUGCCUUCUUCACUGGAAUCGACUGGGACAAGCUGAACCGCAGGGAGCUGGAGCCGCCCUUCAAACCCCGCAUCAAAACUGCAGAGGACGUGAACAACUUUGACCCAGACUUCACCCAGGAGGAGCCCACCCUGACGCCCAUUGAGGACCUCCUUCCCUCCGUCAACCAAGACGAGUUCCACAACUUCUCCUUCACUGCUCCUGAGCUGCUGGAAGACUAGGAGGCCCUGUGUGACACCCCAGCACCCACAGACUUUUCAUGGUGCUCUCUGUCAUACCUCCCCCUUUCUGCCUUGGCCCCUUUGACUCUUGACCCCUUCUCUCUGGCCCUACUGACUUCUACUUUUGCCCAAUGGGGAGGCAGUUUGAGUGGAAGAGGCUGACUUCCAGAUACAUGAGGACUCAUGAGGAUUCACUGUGCUGCUGUGAAAGAGGCAGAUGGUGACUUACUGAUUGGGGCUGUAUUGGAUCAUAUGGACUCUUACUGUAUCACUGUAAAACAUCUCCAGCUUCUGACAUUCUCAAUUAAAUUCUUGCAGCAGGAUUGUUGCGUAACUUCGUCUUGGCACUGUGGGAUAUGACAUCACUGUCUCGUCACUGUGGGAUAUGACUAACUGGUUCUGUGUUGAGACAGAGAGAGGUUGCUCAAUGAGGUCUGAUUUUAAUCAGAGAUUCUCUAUUUUUCCAUGCUCCUUCCUGUCACCUUUGGAAAACAUGGGACAGUUCUGACUUGUAAUCUUGCUCAAAGUGUAUUACUGAUCUUACAAACUUUGGUUGACUGAAAUGCAAAGCAAUGUUAAUGGAAAUGUGUCCCCUGAUACAGAAAGAUGAAUUUUCCUACGGUUCCUUCAAGAUAAAUACAAGCAAUUUUUGAACUAA
Messenger RNA from Coregonus clupeaformis (lake whitefish), 3091 nucleotides. RefSeq names its product protein kinase C eta type. Gene Ontology annotation, biological process: protein phosphorylation. The coding region runs from base 325 to 2433 and encodes 702 amino acids. Gene Ontology annotation, molecular function: ATP binding; diacylglycerol-dependent serine/threonine kinase activity. Lineage: Eukaryota; Metazoa; Chordata; Actinopteri; Salmoniformes; Salmonidae. The record is from RefSeq and is a predicted model, not a curated record. The transcript has 15 exons.